GUGGCUUUUACUUACAUGAUUUUCAUCAUUUAUAGAGCUUAAAGAAGAAGGUUCGAGUAGCUUCGAGAAGUUGAAGAAGAAGCUUCUCAAAGAGACAAAGGGAGGAGAGGAGAAAGAUGGCUUCUUGGUUGUUGAAGGGGUUGAUAUUGGUCAUUGUAGGUUGCUUGUUGCCGGCUCUUUUUGUCGAGUCUCGCAUUCGACACUACAAGUUUAAUGUGGUGCAAAAGAAUCACACAAGAUUGUGCUCAACAAAAUCAAUUGUAACGAUAAACGGGAAAUUUCCUGGUCCAACUCUUGUAGCAAGAGAAGAUGAUACAGUGGUAGUAAAGGUGGUUAAUCAUGUCAAAUAUAAUCUCACUAUUCAUUGGCAUGGCAUUCGACAAAUAAGAACUGGUUGGUCAGAUGGACCGUCAUAUAUUACACAAUGCCCAAUACAGCCAGGACAAACCUUUACUUAUAACUUCACAUUGACGGGCCAAAGAGGAACCCUUUGGUAUCAUGCCCACAUUUUAUGGCUUAGAGCAACUGUCCAUGGUGCAAUUGUCAUAUUGCCUAAACUUGGAGUUCCUUAUCCUUUUCCUAAACCACAUAAAGAAGUCGUCGUUGUAUUAGGUGAAUGGUGGAAAUCUGAUGUCGAAGCUGUAAUCAACGAAGCUUUGAAAUCUGGCUUGGCACCCAACGUUUCCGAUGCGCAUACAAUCAAUGGAUACCCUGGGCCCGUUAAGAAUUGUAACUCCCAAGAAUUGUUCAACUUACAAGUGAGGCCAGGAAAAAGAUACAUGCUUCGUAUCGCAAAUGCAGCACUGAAUGAAGAACUUUUCUUUAAAAUUGCGGGACACCAACUCACAGUUGUAGAAGUUGAUGCUACUUAUGUUAAACCUUUCAAGACAGACACAAUUGUGAUAUCUCCAGGUCAAACCACAAAUGUCAUCCUUGAAACUGAUAAGCUUGCAGGAAAGUACUUGGUUGUAGUUUCACCUUUCAUGGAAGCACCAAUUGCAGUAGAUAACGCCACCGGUCUAGCCACCAUCCACUAUGCCACGACAUCAAACACAUCGACUAGUCUAUCCACCACCCUUACCGCACCACCUCCGAUCAAUGCGACUCAAAUAUCAGAUAACUUUACCAAUUCUCUAAAGGCUCUGAACUCAAAUAAGUUUCCUGCUUUAGUCCCUCAAAAAGUUGAUCACUCCUUAUUUUUUGCUGUUGGCUUAGGGAUAAAUCCUUGCUCAACAUGUGUCAAUGGAUCAAGGAUUGUGGCUGCUAUCAAUAAUGUUAGCUUUGUUUUGCCCAAAAUAUCUCUUCUACAAGCACAUUACUUCAACAUUAAUGGAGUUUUCACACCUGAUUUUCCUGCGAAUCCUCCUACGCCGUUUAACUACACUGGCAAUCAAGUUACUAACCCUGCUACUACAACUGGUACUCGAGUGUACAGACUUCCGUACAAUGCGACAGUUCAGUUAGUCUUGCAAGAUACUGCGAUGCUGACACCGGAGAAUCACCCGUUCCAUUUACAUGGCUUUAAUUUCUUCGUCAUUGGCAGAGGUGUAGGAAACUAUGAUCCUAAGAAGGAUCCGAAAAGGUUUAAUCUUGUUGAUCCUGUUGAGAGGAACACCGUUGGAGUACCAUCCGGUGGAUGGACUGCUAUCAGAUUUAGAGCUGAUAAUCCAGGGGUUUGGUUCUUACAUUGUCAUUUGGAGAUUCAUACAACAUGGGGAUUAAAAAUGGCAUUCUUAGUGGAUAAUGGCAAUGGACCAAAUGAAUCUAUUAUGCCACCUCCUAUGGAUUUUCCAAAAUGUUAACAAGCUAGUUACGUUGUAUAGAAAUAUAUACGUUCAUUAAUAUUGUUUAUAAGUUUGCAAUUUUUAUUUUUAUUUUUGUCCUUAAAGGAACAAAGCCCAAGACAAAAAGAGAGUAAAGAUGUACAUUGAGACAAGAAGCUCACGCAAAUAAAAAUAUUACAUUAUUUUUUGUUCACUUUAUUGCAAUUUUACUAUUCAAGUUCCGAGGUUACUUAAUAAUUUGAAAACAAAUAAAACUUAAAUAAAAUAUUUAAACAUAGCAAACGAUUUCUAAAAAAGUUUUAUAUGUUAGCACUAUAAGUAUAUUUUAUUCAACUAAAUACAAUAGUUAGGAAUCAAAAGCGAUUAAAAAGUUUUUCGUAUAUUUCAACUUUGUAAGUGUGGAGUUGUUAUUAAAUUAUUUGUUACUCUAUUUUUUUCUUAUGAUGUGUCU
This is a messenger RNA of Amaranthus tricolor (Joseph's coat), 2235 nucleotides long. Its product is annotated as laccase-4-like. NCBI's taxonomy places the organism in Eukaryota, Viridiplantae, Streptophyta, Magnoliopsida, Caryophyllales, Amaranthaceae. The transcript has 6 exons. Gene Ontology annotation, biological process: lignin catabolic process. Gene Ontology annotation, molecular function: hydroquinone:oxygen oxidoreductase activity; copper ion binding. The record is from RefSeq and is a predicted model, not a curated record. Gene Ontology annotation, cellular component: apoplast. The coding region runs from base 117 to 1802 and encodes 561 amino acids.